Molecule: messenger RNA, 3016 nt
Organism: Ochlerotatus camptorhynchus
Lineage: Eukaryota; Metazoa; Arthropoda; Insecta; Diptera; Culicidae
Product: target of Myb1 membrane trafficking protein
Exons: 8
Coding region: 795-2408 (537 amino acids)
Biological process (GO): signal transduction
Cellular component (GO): membrane; endosome
Molecular function (GO): ubiquitin binding; clathrin binding; phosphatidylinositol binding
Source: RefSeq, a predicted model, not a curated record
AAUUUUCUGCUGAUUCCUCCUGUAGUCGAACUUUUCCUACCAGGGACAAGAUUAUUUCCUGUGUGUGCCAUUAAUUGCUCUAUCCCGGCCCAUUUGGACGGAAAGUUGUGCGUAGUUUGUGAAGAUUUCCGUAGCACAGGGAGUGUGAAAGUUCGUUAAGAAAAUUGUGAAAUUAUAGGUACAGCAAGAAGACGACUAUAGUUUUCCAUCAGAGUUGUGUUGUUGUUUCUGCUUGCUGUUGUUGGAGGAACACCGUCUUGGGAGAUAAUGAUGAUUCAUAGCAGUCGUACCCCGCUGGAUGUUAUGUUUUCAGUCUGCCUUUGACGACGCUGCUUAGACUGUGUAUUGUUGGUUAAUUUGAUUGUGUGUUGAAUCGACCGACGACUAUUUUAGCAGGCAAGGCCAGGAAGGACGUGUGUACGGGGUUUGGGUGCGGUGUGUGUGUUCUGACGCGUAGAAAAAGUGCUGUUUGUCAUCAGAUAUCGGACCCAUCAGUGAGGAAAAUAAAAUAAAGCAGAAAAGCCAGGCUAGCAAAGCCCGAAAAGUGCUCCUGCACCUUUGUUGCGAAGAGUGUCUAGAGUAGUACUCGACGACGAAGAAAACUAGUAGAGCUGAUCGCUUAUAAUCAAUGUUUUCUGGUGCCUGGUUAGGCAACGAAAAAAGAAGUGCUCGUGAAAGUGUGAAAUUGAUUUGGAGCAGAUCGAAUCGUCAGUAGGAAAAGUACAAAGUGUCUAUCUGGCUGAUUGUGCUUCAGUGUAUUCAGCUAGAGUAACUACAACAGCUGUGUCCGCGAGAUGGCUUCGUUCUUUAAUGUGGGUGCCCUUGGGGGUAACCCGUUUUCAACACCGGUCGGGCAAAGAAUUGAACAAGCCACAGAUGCCAGUUUGGCGUCGGAAAAUUGGGCAUUGAAUAUGGAAAUUUGCGACCUGAUAAACGAGUCCUCGGACGGGGCGCGGGACGCUAUGAAAGCGAUCCGGAAGCGUCUGGUACAGAAUGCCGGCAAAAACUACACCGUAAUCAUGUACACACUGACCGUGCUGGAAACGUGCGUUAAAAACUGCGGCAAAGCGUUCCACGUACUCGUUGCCAACAAGGAAUUUGUGCAAGAGCUGGUAAAACUAAUUGGACCGAAGAAUGACCCACCGCCCAUAGUGCAGGAAAAGGUUCUCAGUUUGAUACAGAUCUGGGCGGAUGCGUUCCGCUCGCAGCAGGAUCUGAAUGGAGUGGUUCUAGUGUAUCAGGAACUCAAGAACAAGGGAAUCGAGUUUCCCGCCACCGAUUUAGACUCACUGGCGCCUAUCUAUACUCCGCAGAGGGUGAGUGGCCGGCUUAGUGUCCCUGAUGGAGCCGCUACAGAAAAUACGAUGUCAGUCUCACCGCAUCACGCGUCCCAAGCACCAAAUUCACCGGCUAUGCCACCGCCAUCAUCAAUGUCACAGGAUCAGAUUGCCAAGCUUCAAUCCGAACUGGAUAUCGUCACUAUGAACAUGACCGUACUGGGAGACAUGCUGACCGAAUUGAAACCCGGUCAGGAAGACCCCUCCGACUAUCAACUGCUGACCGAACUGGUAACCACGUGUCGAGACAUGCAAAACCGAAUCGUCGAACUGAUAGGAAAGGUAAAUCACGACGAGCUCACUGCGGAACUGCUGCGGUUAAACGACGAACUGAACAUCCUUUUCGUGCGGCAUGCCCGUUUCGAGAAGAAUCGCGAUCCGAAGACGGCAUCCUCGACGACCCCGUCGGCUAUCUUGGGAGCGGCGAUGGGUGUGCCCACUGACCUGGUAGCGUCGACCGUCACCACCGGCGACGAUAAGAAGGAAUCGUUGAUCGAUCUCAGCGACGAAGCCAGCGGAGGUGGUACUGCCCUGAGCUCGCAACUGGCUGGACUUAGUUUAGGUGGUCCGGGAGCCACGGCUUCGUCUCAGCUGUCACAGUUGAGCAGUGUACCGGCACAGUCGGGGGCAGCGGCGGUGGCGGCGGCCGGGAACAACAAUACCAAAAGAGGUCUCCCACCGGAUGUCGUGUCCGAUGAGUUUGAUAUGUUUGCACAGUCCCGGAAUACGACUGGGGAAAACACAAAGGAUACUCCAAAGUUGGAUCUGCUGGGACAACCCAAACCGACCCCCUUGAACGCUCAAGAUUCCGAGUUCGAUGAAAUGGAGAAAUGGCUUGGUAACCCGGACGACCUGGAUAACCUGGACCCGUCCGGUGGCAUUGGCAAUGGUGGUCCAGAGGAAAGUCUCACCAGUAAGGAGUUUGAAAAGUUCCUCGCCGAACGAGCAGCUGUCGCCGAUAACCUCCCGUCGAUCUCCAGUCAAAUUGGCAGUGGAGGUUCCAACAGUAACACCACCGCCUCGAAAGAUCGCAAGAAGAAGGACGACGACGAUGGGUUGAUGGCGCUGUGAAUGGUGUGAGUAGUAUUGGUUUUGCAUUACCAAAAGGAGCGGGUGUGGGUGGACGAACGGACGGGCGGUUAUGGUAUGUGAUAGGUGUUGUUUGGGGCGGAUCGAAGUGGGUCGACAACGUUUCAAAAGUAUGUGCUUAUUUUCAGUGAAAAAAUACGUUAUAUAGUUGUGACGCGGGAUGCAGACCAACACACGGGAGCAUUCCUAAAAGUUUUGGGGCUCACAAAGACCCGAAAGCGCCAUAUUUUACUAUAUUCGAUUAGCUGUGUAUUUAUAUUGUUUUCUUCAGUCGUUGAAAGUUUACCGAAAGAAAUGAUCGUAACAAACAUAAAUCUACCAUUUUUGCUAGAUAAGUAUACAUUCGUAGUGUUGUGUACCCUCUCCGCGGGGUCUCUAAUGAUUAAACGUUAAGGUUCGUCACUAGCAACAAACAACAAAAAGAAAAUAGCUUAACUACCAAUAUCCUCUUACAACUUAAUAGAAAAUCAAUUUGAACUCUUGUCUUGUACUCACCUCUUGUAAUAGAACAGCAAAAUAAAAAACGCAAUCACCACUGAGAAAAGCUAAGCAAUUCACCGUAAACGAAUGCUUUGGCGAGUUUAACACAA